This is a messenger RNA of Pyrenophora tritici-repentis Pt-1C-BFP, 789 nucleotides long. RefSeq names its product OPA3 multi-domain protein. Gene Ontology annotation, cellular component: mitochondrion. Gene Ontology annotation, biological process: regulation of lipid metabolic process. NCBI's taxonomy places the organism in Eukaryota, Fungi, Ascomycota, Dothideomycetes, Pleosporales, Pleosporaceae. The record is from RefSeq and is a predicted model, not a curated record.
AUGUCCCUCACUCUAAAGGUUACGUCACUGUUCGUUAGGACGCUUGCGAAGCCGGUAGCAAAUGCCAUCAAACGCAAUGCCCACGAACACGAGCGAUUUCGCCGAGUAUGCAUCAAAUUUGCCCAAGGGCUACAUCGCGUCGACAUGCGCAUGCGCCUUGGCCUCCUACAAGACCCCGCCGUCAUAGACCGCCAAAUCAAGAAGGAAGUUGCAUUAGCAGAGGCUGCACGUAAGCAGGCGGCUGCACCUACAGUCUUGACAGAGGCCGAGACAAAGGCAGAGGAAGCUCUCACCGAGAAGGAGCGAGAAGCGAUUAAGAAAAAGGCAGAGGAAAGGGCCAAACCGCGCAUACGGCCCCUCUCGGAGCAAAAAGCCAUUGAGAUGGGCGCAAACUUUGUCGCAGAAACCUUCAUCUUUUCCGUGGGCAUCGCUGUGAUUCUCGUUGAGCAAUGGCGACAGAGGAGGAAGGCGCGCAAUGCCCGAGAUGACAUAAGGGAAGAUCUGGAAGAGGUACAGGCGGAGCUCAAAGCUGUCAAGGCUGAGUUGGAAGAAUUCAAGGCAAAACACCCAGAGCCCAUAUCGUCGAAAUUACUAGGCUUCUGGGGUGGCAGUGCAAAGACGGGAGAGAAGAAGAAUGAAGCCGCCAAGUCUGAGGAGAAGCCCAUGUCUACGAAUGCUACGCCUACUGCCGGGCCAGAAACACAUACUCAGCCUUCUAGCGAGGGACAAUCAGUUGGCGGAACCCCGCAACCGAAAGAAGCAGGAGCACAUACACAAGAAACAAGAUGA